GACUAUUUUGCUGAGUCUGCACCAACCGUACGUAAUAAACUUUUCCCACGAGUUACGAUUGACGCUGCGCUGACUAUGCAUGUGAAUUGACCGCUACAUUCUAGGAAACGGGGAAAUCCAAACUGAUCGCCAUUUAAUCACACAAUAUAUCACUACCAGAUAAAUCACCAACCGGUAUACUGCAUGGAAAUAAGAAAUCGGUAACCCUGGAAAUACGAGAAAUUGGUAGCCUUGGAAACACGAGAAAAUGGUAGCCUUGGAAGAACGAGAAAUUGUAAGCCUUGGAAAUACGUUACAGAUACAAUAAAGAAGGUUCUUUAUUGCAUAUUCUUCUCAUGUGAUGGUAUAGCCGUAUAAAUUCUGGUGCCGAAGGACAAAAGUGUUACAGGUCGGUAUUACCGAGAUGUUAUACUAAAAAAGCUCAAGAAAUAUUAUCAUAAACGGCGCCCUGUAUCAGGAUUUAGGCGCGUUCGUCUACCUCAUGAUAAUGCUCCAUCACAUACAUCUGAGAUUGUGAAGCAAUUUUUGAAGUCGGAAAAGGUUACCGUCUUUCCACACCCACCAUACUCUCCAGAUCUAGUCCCAUGCGACUUUUUCCUUUUUCCAAAACUUAAAAAAUUCUAAUAUCUGGUCGUCGUAACAAGUUCCGACAAGCCCUUAGCUCAGCCAUCAGCCAGUGUCUCAGAGGUCUACCUAAAUCAGCGUACCGUGACGCAUUUCAGAAAUGGAUUCAGAGAUUAUGUAUUUCAAACCGCGGAGAAUACCUUGAAUGGAUGUAAUGUUCAUUUCACUAUCUGGGUCGAAUGCAUUUGAGAUAUCGUACAAUACACAAUGACAUUACAUAUUGAACAGCCCUCGUAUAUCGUUUCUCGUCCCGCUCGAGAAUUUUUCAUUCUUGAAUACGGAGACGGCACCAUGCCGGUGAAGAGCUGCAAAUUUUAGUCCUAUGCUCGGCGCUUAUGGCCUUAGGGCAAGGAGGGAUCUUUAUAGUGCCACACCUGCUGUGACAUGGACCUCGGAUUUUGCGGUCUCAUCCGAAGGACCGCCCCAUUUAGUCGCCUCUAAUUUAUAACAAUUAAGCAAGGGGUACUGAGAACCUGGGCUCCAAAGUCCAACCCUUCGUCCUCGCCGUGGAGCCUGGAAACGGCGCGAGCCGGCUAACGGGGCUCUGGUGAAGCUGGAGGGCCAACCACCCACCAGUGGAUACAUUCGGUUACAGAAACGUCUACAGUAGCAACCCCUCUUACUCGUCUCAGACUUGAGAAAGAGGAUAAUAUUCCAAUUCAAAUGAAACGAGGAUGACGCGAGAGCCGACAAUGUUGCUCUCAGCGAAACAUUCCACGAGGAUAGGAGCGUGGAAUGUCAGAACGUUAUACCAAAGUGGGAAAUGUCAACAGCUGGCUAGAGAGAUGUACAGGUAUAACAUUGAAAUCCUAGGAAUCAGUGAAGUUAGAUGGAACACAUCAGGAAUGACUACUUUACCAUCUGGGCACACCAUCAUUUACUCAGGCAACCCUAGCAAAGAUGACCCACAUGACAAAGGAGUAGGAUUCAUGCUUACCAAGAAAGCAACAAGAGCUCUUCUGGAAUGGAACCCAGUGUCAUCAAGGAUAAUCUCAGCAAGAUUCGAGACUAAAUUCCAAAAGACUACUAUCAUUCAAGUGUACGCUCCAACAAACAACGCAGAGGAGAAUGAGAAGGAAGAUUUUUAUUCCUCACUACAAACAGUUUUUAACAAUGUACCCAAACGCGGCAUCCUUAUGAUCACUGGUGAUCUAAAUGCUAAAGUUGGGUCGGAAAGAGUGGGACGAGAAUGUGAAAUCGGACCCCAUGGCAUUGGAACCAUCAAUGAGAAUGGUGAGCUUUUCACUGACUUCUGUGCAGUGAACAGUUUGGUCAUUGGAGGCACGCUCUUUCCGCACAAACCUUGCCAUAAAACAACCUGGAUGUCACCAACUGGAGAAACAGAACCAAAUAGAUCACUUUGCCAUUGCCCGAAGAUGGAGAUCAUCUCUACUAGAUGUAAGAGUUAAAAGAGGAGCAGACAUAUCUUCGAACCAUCAUCUAGUGGUAGCAAAGAUAAGACUGAAGAUCCUAGCACAGAAAAGAACAGAAACAAAGAGAAGAAAAUUCAAUAUAGGAAGAUUGAAAGACCCAAACAUAGCA
Ostrea edulis (European flat oyster) is the source of this 2166-nucleotide messenger RNA. Its product is annotated as craniofacial development protein 2-like. Gene Ontology annotation, cellular component: nucleus. The record is from RefSeq and is a predicted model, not a curated record. The transcript is spliced from 2 exons. Lineage: Eukaryota; Metazoa; Mollusca; Bivalvia; Ostreida; Ostreidae. The coding region runs from base 1299 to 2033 and encodes 244 amino acids. Gene Ontology annotation, biological process: chromatin remodeling.